AUGCUCAAACCGCAGGCUAACGCUUCUCGAGAACUUGUCUCAUUAGACGGUGUCUGGAACUUUGCAGUCUCCCAAUCAGUCGACAUUGACGAUGAAAGAGCUUGGGAACGGAACAUACCGCCAAAGCUCCAAGUUCCUGUUCCCGCCAGCUACAACGACAUUUUCGUUGACUCCAGUAUUCGCAAUCAUGUUGGCUGGGUCUACUAUCAAAGGCGCUUCACCAUCCCGCUUAGCUGGUCUCAACGUCCUUACUUUCUGCGCUUUGACGCUGCCACUCAUCGGGGGCGCGUGUACAUCGACGAUCAAUUCCCUGGCAAGCAAGUUCGACUUACCGUGGCGGUCAACAAUGAACUUGACUGGCAUACUAUUCCACCAGGAAGGAUAGAGACACUCAAGAAUGGCAAGCGAAAGCAACAUUAUCAGCAUGACUUUUUCAACUACGCAGGGCUUGCAAGAUCUGUAUGGUUGUUCACUUUGCCCAGUAUCUCUGUCAAGGACAUCACAGUUGUCACCAAAGUGGAGGGGUCUACUGGUAUCGUGGACUUCAACAUCGCUACCAGUAUCCCUCUCGACCACCACUCAGUCAAGGUGACACUCCUGGACGAGGAUGAAUGCCCCAUAGAAGCCAACUCUUUCAGAACUUCCUAUUACCCAUACACAGAAGAGGUCCUAGAUUAUGCAGAUCGUCACGGAAUCGUUGUCAUCAAUGAGACAGCUGCAGUUGGCCUCAACCUCACCAUUGUCGCUGGUCUCUUUAGGCACAAGCCGAUACCGACCUUCUCACCAGAAACGAUAAACGAUAAAACACGCACCGCACACGCUCAAGCUAUACGUAAGCUUGUUGCCCGCGAUAAGAAUCACCCAAGUGUUAUCAUAUAG
Fusarium proliferatum ET1 is the source of this 879-nucleotide messenger RNA. RefSeq lists its product as uncharacterized. Gene Ontology annotation, biological process: glucuronoside catabolic process; carbohydrate metabolic process. Gene Ontology annotation, molecular function: carbohydrate binding; beta-glucuronidase activity. Bases 1 to 879 code for a protein of 292 amino acids. The record is from RefSeq and is a predicted model, not a curated record. Lineage: Eukaryota; Fungi; Ascomycota; Sordariomycetes; Hypocreales; Nectriaceae. The transcript is spliced from 3 exons.